GGCGCCGGUUCCGAUGGACCAAGCCUGGUCGCGCCGCCGCGCAGCAGCAGCGGCCUUCAGCAGCCAGACCCAGGAGUUCUCCGGCGGGGAGCGCAGCGCCUCCGGAGACGGCGACGCGCCGCCGACGGAUUUUACGCAGAGACCACCGCGGCGCUUGGAGUCCACGCCCCGACCCACAUCUGGACUUGUCACGGCGGCUGGACCUUCCACGGCGGCUAACACCGAAAGAGAUGUGGGUGGCAUCCAAACUCCGAGUGUGGAGCGCAGACGAACUGGACCGGAAGCGGCACCUUCCAGACUGUCCAGCAACGUCAUCGACAUCCACUACACCCAACAGCGGACCGAUCCGGAAGGGAGCGACUCUCAGGAUCCGCAUAGUCCAUCUAGGAACUCCGUUUUUUAUAACGUCUACCCUCCAGACCGAAGGAACGGAACCCCUACAAGACCAGUUCUACCAGGACCGGGCCAUGGCACCAGGUUCUUCUCGCACGGUCUCCCGGACUUGGUCCCGGACCCGUACUACAUCCAAGCCGCGUCUUACAUCCAGAGAGUGCAGAUGUACGCUCUGCGCUGUGCUGCCGAGGAGAACUGCCUGUCCAGGUCUGCCUACCGGCCAGGUGUGAGUGAGCUGGACUACAGAGUUCUUCUGAGGUUCCCCCAGCGUGUGAAGAACCAAGGAACAGCAGACUUCCUCCCCAUGAAGCCCAGACACCAGUGGGAGUGGCACAGCUGUCAUCAGCACUACCACAGCAUGGAGGCCUUCAGCAACUACGAGCUGCUGGAUCCCUCCACCGGACGCAAAGUGUCCGAGGGACACAAGGCCAGUUUCUGCCUGGAGGACACGUCAUGUGACCGCGGCGUACGAAGACGCUUUGCGUGCACCGCUCACACACAGGGUCUCAGUCCUAGUUGCUACGAUACCUACCACGCCAACAUCGACUGCCAGUGGAUCGACAUCACCGACGUGCCACCGGGGAACUACACACUGCAGGUGACAGUGAACCCAAAUCAGCUGGUUCAGGAGUCAGAUUUCUCCAACAACGUGGCCCGGUGUGACAUCCGGUACACGGGAAACCACGUGCAAGCCAGGAACUGCAGGGUUACCAAGAGCUGACCUGAAGGACCUCACCUGAUCUUCAUGCUGCAGACAUUCUGACCUUAUUUGUGUACGUGAUCAAGAAAAGUGUAUUUUUGCUGUGGGAUCAUCACAUGACUUACCUUGUGAGUGAAUGGAAGAAAAACUCUUCUUUUGCAUGUAAUAUUUAAUUUUUUUUUUUUUAAGGUUUUCUUUGACACAAUUUAUAUUUAUAGAAGUGCAUUUUAAUAUA
Entelurus aequoreus (snake pipefish) is the source of this 1328-nucleotide messenger RNA. RefSeq names its product lysyl oxidase-like 5a (gene loxl5a). The record is from RefSeq and is a predicted model, not a curated record. NCBI's taxonomy places the organism in Eukaryota, Metazoa, Chordata, Actinopteri, Syngnathiformes, Syngnathidae. The transcript is spliced from 7 exons. The coding region runs from base 14 to 1114 and encodes 366 amino acids. Gene Ontology annotation, molecular function: copper ion binding; protein-lysine 6-oxidase activity. Gene Ontology annotation, biological process: peptidyl-lysine oxidation.